CUCAAUUUACCUUCGGUAUUUAACCGAAGAAUCGACAUGGGGAAAAGGCAAAUAUUGACUUGGUCCGCUAACCGAUGUGAAAAAAGUUUCAGUGUCUUCUUCAACAAGCGCAAGUCUCCACCACUGCUACGCGAUUAUUGAAACAAAUCGUUCGGGGUCAAAGUUGCCACGAUUAACGACAUAAACAACGUUCAAUUUAUCAGUGUGCCUUUGCCAGAGCUCUAAUUUAAAUGAGUCUAUAGUUAAGAACGUUUGAGAAAUGUUGCGAUCGACAGGUGCCAGUGUUUUGAGGAAAAAAACCAGGGGUGUUUUGGGAAACAGUUUGAGAAAUUACAGUAGUGACAAGAAUCUGCCCAAACAAGCUGAUGUAGUUAUUAUAGGGGGCGGAGUGAUAGGAUGCAGUACCUUGUACCAUUUAUCCAAGAGAGGCGUAAACGCCGUUCUACUGGAAAAAAAUAAAUUGACCAGUGGUACCACAUGGCAUACGGGCGCCUUGGUAUGGUCUCUAAGACCCAACGAUACAGACAUUCAAAUUUUACAGUCUACAAGAACCCUACUGAAAAAUUUAGAAAAAGAGACAGGAGUUGACCCUGGUUGGUACCAAAAUGGCGGAAUAUACAUUGCUAGAACAGACCAAAGGCUUGAAGAGUAUAAAAGACUCCACACCCUGGGUCACUUCUUUAACAUCGAAAGUAGAAUUAUUUCACCCGCUGAGGCCCAAAAAUUAGCCCCCAUUUUGAACCCCAAGGCUUUCGUUGGAGCCCUGUACACCCCUACAGAUGGAUUUACAGACCCUACGAUGUACUGCUCCGCUUUGGCCAAAGGGGCUAAGAACAACAAAGCAACGAUCAUCGAGGAAUGCCCAGUAACCAACAUCCUCGUUGAAAAUUCCCCGGACAGUAAAAAAAUCACAGGUGUGGAAACAGCAAUGGGCACCAUCAAGACCAACGUCGUGGUGAAUGCUGCUGGAGUUUGGAGUAGACAAAUUGGGGACAUGUGUGGUGUCCACCUACCCCUAACUCCAAUGAAGCAUGCCUAUAUCCUCACCAAUUCGAUUGCAGAAGCUAAAGGAAGCCCAUGCAUAAGAGACCACGACGGUUCAAUUUAUAUUAGACCUCAGGGAGAUUCCAUCAUGUUGGGUGGUUACGAAACUAACCCAGAAAUUAUUAAAGAUGUGCCAACAGACUUCCAGUUCAGUUUGUUUGAGCUUGACAGGAGCAUCUUCGAUUCUCAUUGGAAAAACGCUGUUGAGUUGUGCCCAUCUUUCGAAACAGCUGGUAUAAAAUCCGAUGUAUGUGGACCCGAAUCUUUCACCCCAGACCACAAACCCUUGAUGGGUGAAGACCCAAAAUGCUUUGGUUUAUACCACAACUGUGGCUUCAACUCAUUGGGAAUGAUGUUCAGUGGCGGCGCGGGCGAGCAAAUGGCGGAAUGGAUUGUGAAGGGUAGACCGAAUCUACCAAUGCACCAAUACGACAUCCGUAGAUUCACUCCGGUGCAACGGGAAGACAGGGCUUGGGUCAUUGAAACCAGCCACGAAUCAUACGCCAAGACUUACAGUAUUGUUUACCCCAACGAUCAACCUUUGGCCGGCAGAAAUCACAGAAUCGAUGCCUUCCACGAGGUUUUGGUAGCCGCUGGCGCUGUAAUGGAACAGGCGGCUGGCUGGGAAAGACCAGGAUACUUCGUGAAAGAUCGCACUGUGCCUAUAAGAGGUUAUGAUUGGUAUGGAAACUACGAUCACAUCGAUAAUAAGGAUAAAAGAUACGAAAGAGAGCUGGAAGGCGAUCUGACUUUUGACUUCUCCAAGCAUCACGAUCUAAUUAAAGAGGAAUGUUUGGCAGCAAGAAACAAUGUAGCCCUAUUUGAUUUGUCUUGUUAUACCAAGAUGUACCUCACUGGUAGAGACGCUGAAGAGGCUGCAGACUGGCUGUUCACCAAUGAAUUGGACACAGAACCCGGUAAAGUGGUGUAUACGUGCUCUCUUAACUCCAAGGGAGGGGUGGAAGCUGACGUAACGGUCACUCCCUUGCAGGAAGGUGGAGGAACCCUGGUUGGACCCGUAUUAAAGGGUAAAGGUUAUUACAUAGUCGCUGGUAGUGCAUCUGGUUUCCACACGAUAUCUCACUUUAGAAAGGAGAUUGCCAAAAAGAAUCUUAAGGCUGUUAUCUCGGAAAUUACAGAGAGAUUGGGAAUAUUAUCUGUACAAGGGCCUAAAAGUGGUGAGCUUCUUCAGUCCAUCACAGAGUUCCCAAUCACAGAUGAAAAAAUUCCUUAUGGUACAUCAGUUAUCAUUGACAUAGCUGGCCAUAAAUGCAGAGCGAUGAGGGUCUCCUACAUUGGAGAGUUAGGUUAUGAAAUUCACAUACCGCUCGCAUCUUGUGUAGCUGUGUAUAACAAAAUAAUGGACGCUGGUCGCGGUUUCGAUAUGAAACAUGCCGGUUUUAGAGCGUUAGAAUCUUUGAGUACGGAAAAAGGUUAUCACUUGCUUUUCCACGAUCUGAAAAUGAACGACAACCCCAUGGAAGCGAAUCUUAUUCACGUUUGUAGAAAGGAGGGUUCAUACCUUGGCAAACAACACGUGGAAAAAAUGAAGCAAGAAGGUGUUAAGAAACGUAGAAGUUUCUUCACCUUGGACGCCAAUGUGCCUUUGUAUGGUAUCGAAACCAUCUGGAGGGAUGAUGAAAUUGUAGGUUAUAUACGUAGGGCCGAGUAUGGGUUCAGUUUGGAUUGCAGUAUAGGAAUUGGAUAUGUGGAACAUCCUAAAAACCAAGUUCUAACCAAAGAAUUCCUACGCAGUGGUAAAUACUCCAUCGAGGUUAGAAACAAAAAAUACCCCGCCACUUUCCACAUGAAGAGCCCAUUCGACCCUAAGAAUUUAAGGGUAAAGGGUAAAUACGAGAACGCUUUUGAGGAACAACAACAUUUUGAAGACUGAUUACAACAAUUACAUUUGUAAAUAUUAAUUUAAUUUUUUUGUUUUACGUUUUUUAUACUUAAUUUUGUAUAGUUAUGUUGUGUGUAGAUUUAAAAUACAUUUUUACCAAACA
Molecule: messenger RNA, 3050 nt
Organism: Brassicogethes aeneus
Lineage: Eukaryota; Metazoa; Arthropoda; Insecta; Coleoptera; Nitidulidae
Source: the annotation of a GenBank genome assembly